UCUGCGAGCGCGCGCACGAGCCGAGCUGAGAACGCACGAAGACGCUGAGACGCGACGCGACGCGACGACGCGAGGAGACACUCGAUAUUCCGCUGGAAAGUGUCCCUAUCUGACGCCGAGAUGCCGUACAUCCUCAUCAGCACACAGAUCAGACUGGAGACGGGGCCCACAACAGUCGGAGACGAAUAUUCGGAUCCAUCCAUCAUGGAGUAUCUCGGAGCCCGAAAAACCACCAUACUGGGAAACAACUUCUCCGAGUAUCAUGUGGCCGAGCCGCCGAGACUCGUCUUAGACAAACUGGACAAGAUUGGAUUCAGAGUGGUCAGCAUGACGGGCGUCGGACAGACUAUAGUCUGGUGUCUUCAUAAAGAGAACAGUGACGCGCUGUGACUCCACCAUCAUCACAACAUCAACCUUUACACGAGAGAGAGAAAGCUACACGUCUGAUGAAAGCAUCUAAAGAAAUGUAAAGUAUUUGAAAUCUGUGAAUGAACUAGCAAUAUUAUCAAUACCAUCAGAAUGACACUUUUAUAUGUAUGGAAAAUUAUUUUUGCGUUUGUAGUAAUAUAAAUCAUUAAGUUGAUUGUGGGAACAUCAUUAUUAUAUGUGCAAAUCUGUCUUUAAAUAAAUGCUUUGCAAUUAAAUAUUCGUUUUUAUCAGCUCAAAAUUAUUAUUUAAACCCCACAUUCUUUGUGAUAUGUAGUUUUGAACAUUAUUAAAUAUGCUUACAGAAUAUGUAAAUGCUAUAUUUUGUGUUUGUAAUCUUGACAUGUAUGAGACUCUAAUUAUAAAUAAAGUAUCUGUUGUAAAGUGCU
This is a messenger RNA of Pimephales promelas (fathead minnow), 815 nucleotides long. It is a transcript of the gene gchfr, whose product is annotated as GTP cyclohydrolase I feedback regulator. Gene Ontology annotation, molecular function: GTP cyclohydrolase binding. Lineage: Eukaryota; Metazoa; Chordata; Actinopteri; Cypriniformes; Leuciscidae. Gene Ontology annotation, biological process: negative regulation of biosynthetic process. The record is from RefSeq and is a predicted model, not a curated record. Gene Ontology annotation, cellular component: cytoplasm; nucleus.